CUACCCUGGUACGCCCAAGAUGGCGGUGCGGAUUUUUAAGUUUAUUUUUUUAUUUAUCAGAUCCGUGGGUUAAACUUGACUGACUUCUUCAAGAAAGCACUCCGAUAAAUGACAUUUAAAAUUGGCCAAUCCAUAAUCUUCAAAAAAACAGCUGGAUGAGAAAACGCUUCAUGUGCUCUGGGCUUGAUGAAAAUGAAUAAUAAUUUACCUGUCAUAAAAUUAAACGCACUCCUGUCAAAAAAGGCCUAUAAGUCGCGAUUGUCACCUCGGCUCAAAUUCAAAAAUGAACAAAAUCUAAAAAAAGUCAACCUAUGGCCUCUGAUUCUGUGACAAGUUUCCCAAUCAAUGAACAUUCCGACAGUUCGGCCUGGUCCUCGGAUACAGAAAACCUACAAAGGCAGAACGAACCUAAGAAAUUUAUAAGCAAACUCUCGACCGAAGAAAAAAGGGCGCUGUCGCCAGUCACUAAAAAGAAGAAAAAAGCUAUCAGUGUUUGUCUGAGCCAUUCAAGAUACGAAGUUAUUAAGAAAACCGCUCAAAAAUUUGGUUUCAAAGAGGUUUGCGAUGGAGAAAGUUGGAAUUUAUAUUGGACAGAUUUAUCCAUAACAGUAGAAAGGUGCAAGGAAAUGAAACGCUUCCAGAAAAUUAAUCAUUUUCCAGGCAUGUUGGAAAUAUGUAGGAAAGAUUUGCUCGCCAGAAAUCUAACCAGAAUGCAGAGAAUGUUUCCUAGAGAUUAUAAUUUCUUUCCAAAAACUUGGUGCUUCCCUGCUGACUUGGGAGAUGCCAUAAAUUAUUCCAAAAUUCGCAGAAACAAGACAUUUAUUCUUAAGCCCGACGCUGGAAGCCAAGGAAGAGGCAUUAUCAUUACAAAAUCACUUAAAGAUAUUAGACCUUACGACAGAGGGAUAUGUCAGGUGUAUAUUGCCAAACCAAUGCUUAUCGACGGUUAUAAAUUUGAUUUGAGAGUUUACACUUUAAUAACAAGCUGUGAACCAUUAAGAAUUUACAUCUAUGAUGAAGGCCUUGUAAGAUUUGCUACUAGCCAAUAUAAGGAACCAAACGGAGUAAAUAUUACUAAUGUUUUUAUGCACUUAACUAAUUAUGCUGUAAAUAAACAUAGUAGAACCUAUAAUCAAGAUAUUCACGGAAACGGUAGCAAAAGGAAACUUACCUGGCUUCAAAGUUAUUGGAAAGCACUCAAAUAUGACGUAAACGCUAUUUGGCAUAAAAUUGAUGAUGUAAUAAUCAAAACAAUCAUUAGUGCAUAUCCAGUAUUAAAGCAUAGCUAUGCCGCAUGCUUUCCAAGUCAUGACGUUAUACCAGCAUGCUGUGAACUCUUAGGAGUUGACAUAAUGUUCGAUAAAAAAAUGUGCCCUCUAGUUCUUGAAGUGAAUCACUCUCCAAGCUUUCAUACUGAUACACCAUUGGAUACAGAAGUCAAAGAAGCAUUGAUUUCUGAUAUGUUUUCAAUGAUGAAUCUUGAGAAGUGCGAUAAAAGACGAAUUAUGCGCGAAGAUAGAAAAAGAAUAAGAGAACGUUUGCUUCACGGAAAUAAAGACAAAGACUUUCAAGUUAUCGAUAGCUCUAAGAAUUUGACAGAGUAUUUUAAAUCUGAGAAUUCCAAUAAGGGAGGAUUUAGAUUGGUGUAUCCUACUAGCGCCAGUGAUCAUCUAUAUGGAAAAUUCUUCGACCAAGGCCAAAAUACUUUAUACAGUGACACCGUUUCUAGUCGUGCAAGGGAGGCAGCACAAAGCGCACUUAGGGGUGAAAUGGUUUUAAGGCAAAAGCUAGAAGCUUCGAAGCGAGUUACUUCUACUAAAACUGAUCCAAUAAAUCAGACAUCAGGUAGAUCAAUCUACAAAACUAAAAGAAUGACUCCUUCGCUUAACAUGCCAAGUAAUAGAAAUUGUUCCUAUUUGCCUCAGCAAAUUAUUGAAUCGGAAGAAAAAGAACGAUUAAAACGAUUAGCUCAACGAGACUAUUUAUUAAGAAGUCAUGGUAUUUUGGAACAUGUAUAUUUUUCACUGAAGAAGAACAAAGCAUUGCGACCUCAAGAUGACAGAAAAUAUGCAAUUUUUGAGAAAAUGCGUAGCGCAGCGCAGGUAAUUAACAUUCCUGCAAAAAACGGCCCAGUAAUCUCUGAUAUGCUUGACGGACUACAAGGCUAUCAACAUAAAGGCGAAGGAGAAAACAUGGGCGUUCGAAAUGAUAUUAUCAAAGAUUGGGCGCUUUUCAAUAGUAAGCCGCAAACUUCUGAAGUCAUUUACACUGAACUAGACAAUUCGGGUAAUGCGAAUAUCAAAUAUUCACAAUUUAGUUCGUCAUUAAAACUAUAAAAAAAUGUUUACCAUUUUAUACCUUUUGUGUUGUGUCAAUUGAAAUUGAAUCAAUAAAUGCGAAUUAUAUUUUCUUUUU
Molecule: messenger RNA, 2415 nt
Organism: Ceutorhynchus assimilis (cabbage seed weevil)
Lineage: Eukaryota; Metazoa; Arthropoda; Insecta; Coleoptera; Curculionidae
Source: the annotation of a GenBank genome assembly